Messenger RNA from Penicillium verhagenii, 1935 nucleotides. Its product is annotated as mediator of RNA polymerase II transcription subunit 17. The transcript is spliced from 2 exons. Gene Ontology annotation, molecular function: transcription coregulator activity. Gene Ontology annotation, biological process: regulation of transcription by RNA polymerase II. Lineage: Eukaryota; Fungi; Ascomycota; Eurotiomycetes; Eurotiales; Aspergillaceae. The record is from RefSeq and is a predicted model, not a curated record. The coding region runs from base 1 to 1935 and encodes 644 amino acids. Gene Ontology annotation, cellular component: core mediator complex; mediator complex.
AUGUCUGACUCCUUCACCCUUCCUCUUCGUGCCGUUCCAGAAAAGCAGGACCGUCCCGAUACCCUGCCAGUCGAGAUCUCUCAGAUCAACAACCAAUGGGGUUCAUUCCGAGAUGUCAAUGAAGAGAUCCUCCGAACCCAGAUCGCCGAAGAAAAGGAGUGUGGUGACACACAAGAAUCAGAAGAUGGCGACCAAGAGAAGGGGGAUGUUGACACCACAGAGCGUCUGGAGCAACUGUACAAGAAGCGUGCCGAUAUCACUCAGUUUGCAGUACAGUCCCACAUGGAAGCCAUGUUUGCCCUCGAUUUCAUCUCUCUCCUCUUGUCCAAAAAUGCCCCGCGCCAAGCCGAAACCUCCAUGUCACCUUAUUUGAAACAGAUCGCGCCUCUCGGUUCUUUGAAUGCGGAGGUAGUCAACCCGCCUCCGAAAUCCGAAACAGCUACUAAGGACAUCUCGUCUGUCUCCAGAGGUUGGAGAAUUCAAAACUUCAAUUCGGCGUCCGGCAAGCUACUGAAGGCCGCCUCCCGGUUGGAGACAGAAGUCGCGUCGGAGAGCCGGUACUGGAAUGAGGUCUUAGCAGUCAAGGACAAGGGAUGGAAAGUCUGCAGGUUGCCACGGGAGAGACAGGCACUGGGGGUGCAGUACGGGUUCCUGGAAGCCACCGCGGUCUUUCGCGACCGUGGCCUUGCUUCAUUAAGGCGAUCUGACGAUGGAAGCUUGAUCUUGGAUAAGGGACUGAUUCCUUCUGGGGCCCGCUUUGUGCGAGUGCGAGUGAAACAAGGAUCUCAUAUCUCCAGCAGCACAGGGCCAUUUGCAUCCAUUUCCAAUGAUGCUGAAUCGAUUGAACAUCGCAUCCUCCAAGCCCGUGACUCCGUCUUCGAGGAGGAACUGUUUCACGAAUUGGUUCGAGAAGCCCGAUCUAUGGCAAGCUCCGGUGUGACAACUCGUCAGAAUCUUAUUCAAGUUCCCGCUUCAGAAGACCUCGAAAUCAUGUUGGACUUAGUGGAUGCUGACGAUGAGAGUCUCAAUGCCGACGAGGCUCCUACGGCGACUGAUAAACUUCUUGCCGACGGCCUAGCUCACUCCAUGCGUAUCUUGCUCGCCUUUUCUCAUCGUCAAAACCUCCGCCGUCGUACGCAAGUGCCGCCACCAUUGACGUCAAAGAAGCGGCCUACACCUGAAUAUCACCUUCUUCGACCUGCUCUGGCUUACUUCCAGCAUCUGGCGCAACUUCGCCGGCUGGAAUCAUUCCUUCAUGAAAUAUUCAGUGUCUUACGAUCAUCUGGCUUGGACUUUCCUGAAUUGACUACCAAAACAUUUACAAAUGGACCCUCACCUCCACAUAUUGCUUCUACUGCUCCACUUGAAACGCUUAUCCAAAAGUUCCUGGCGCCGAUUGAGUCUGUGCUUCGAGGAAAUCUCUCUACUCCCGAUAGUUUCUUCACUGUCACAGUCCGAACGAAUCUAUCGGCUCCGCCUUUUGGCACGCAUUACGAUGUGGCCUUCAACUUCCCCAGUUUCUCCGAUGUCAAGUCUCCAGGUCGCCUAGCCUUGAGGGAUGAAGUUGAGGCUGCCAUUAGCCACAUAUUACUAUUAGAUGUGGUCUCCAGCAUUUCAUCCCAUGAGCGACCGUCGGAAAACAAUAAUUCCGACGCCUUGAAGACUUGGGAUGCAAUCUACCCCCAACUAGGUGAACUGUUACUAUCUGGAAGAAAUCCUGAGCGCCAUAAGAAGAUGAAGGUGAUCUUGUCCCGCCAUGAGCUUUCUCUCUCCACCUACCUUGUGCGCAGCAUUGACGGAGUUGGGCGUGGUGUGCAUGAACUCAGGUCUCACGCCACCGAGACGCAUACCUGGAACUCAUCCUCGUCAUCCACCGCCAGCCCCAAUAAACAUCCCUCGAUGCUAGAUUUUGUCAAUGCAGAAUGCUUUCACUGA